CUCAGCAAUUUCCGCUUCUGCGCGUCCCGCGUUAAGUCUAGUCCGCCGCGUGGGCGAGUGUCUAGAGCCCAGGACCCCGAGCGCAGGACGCCGAGCCGGGCGAGCGCACACUUCACUCCCCGGGAUCCACGGAAGCUGGGGAGCGCCUGCGGGACUCCAUUUCCCAGCGCGCCGCGCGGGGAUGCCUAGACGUUGCCGCGGAUAUCAAGCAGGGCUCCGCCCGCGCGGGACGGGAACUGCGCUUCCCAGAAGCCGCCGCGCGUGCGUCCGCAGCGUGCACUGGGCCUAUGAGGACUUUCGGGGGCUGGACUUCCGGCGUCCCGGACUGUCACUUUGCUACCGGGCGUUGGGCCACACCGGUAUUGGUGAACUGGAGCGCCGCGAGCCCCCAGGCCGGUUUCUUAGAAGGUUUGGAGACCCGAGGCGAGGGCUGGGAGGAAGACCCGAGCGGUGGACCGUCUCGCGCACGCCCUGAUUGCGGGCGACGGUCGCGCCCCGAGCCCAGGCUUCUCCGUGAGGAGCCUGGGCCGCUCCGCGGGGCUGUGGGGCGGCGCCCCGAGUCACGUGCUGUCCGACCCCGGGACGGCGGGGGAGGCGGCGCCCUGAGCGACCCUGCCUUAGACGGCCCGGGAGGCUGAGACCAGGAGCCGGCGAGUCCGUGUUGUCCGUCUCUUUCUGCGAGUCCCCAAGUACAGGUUCUGAUGGCGACCGCGGCGCUGACAGACCGGGCCCAGGGCCUGAUGGCCUUUGAGGAUGUGGCCGUGUACUUCUCCCAGGAGGAGUGGGAGCUCCUGGACGCAGCCCAGAGGGCCUUGUACUGCCAUGUGAUGUUAGAGAACUUCGCGCUUGUGUCCUCGCUGGGACUCUCUGCGUCACGACCCCGGGUGGUCCUGCAGCUUGAGCGUGGCGAGGAGCCCUGGGUUCUCAGUGGGACAGUUGUGACACCAGCCAGGAAUGCUCAGAGAAAGCCCAGCCCUGGUCCCUGUCAUCUGGCAUAUGACAAGGUUGUUCCUGAAGCAGCUUUGCCAGUGACCUUCCAGAAUGGCUCCCUUCCAGCACCUACCUUCACAGGCACCUGCGAACGUGGGAAAAGCUCAGUGGGUUGGCAGGGCACCUCCCUCUCUCAGGAGAAAAAGUCCACAGGCGUGUCGGUAAUCUAUUGGGAAAGGCUCCUGCUGGGUCCUGGCAGCGGGGAAGCCAAUGUCAGUCUGCGGUUAACCUCUCCACUGAGGACUCCUGAGGAUAGCCCGCCUAGGGAGAAAGCCCUCAUGAACCGCCCCAUGCCAGACAAGCAGCCGAGGCCAUAUGGGGGCCAGAAGCCAUUUGGGCAGGAUGGCUCUGGAAGAGGCUGCCCCAAAAUUCCAGAAUUUGAGGCUAGUCUCACCUCUGGGGAAAGAGAAAAGGGUGGAACUAGCCUCAAGCCUCAUGGACUCCCUGCUAGCCAAGAACCCCCUACCUGGGAUCAGCUGGGCAAGGCCCUCCACACAGGCCCCAGCUUCCUCUCCGGGGAGAAGCCCUUCGAAUGCAGGGCGUGCACUAAAGUGUUUCUGAAGAGCUCCGACCUGCUCAAGCACCUGCGCACCCACACUGGAGAGCGGCCAUACGAAUGCUCUCAGUGUGGCAAGGCCUUCAGCCAGACAUCACACCUGACGCAGCACCAGCGCAUCCACAGCGGUGAGACACCCUAUGCGUGCCCCGCCUGUGGCAAGGCCUUCAGGCAUAGCUCCUCGCUGGUGCGGCACCAGCGCAUACACACCGCUGAGAAGUCCUUCCGCUGCAGCGAGUGCGGCAAGGCCUUCAGCCACGGCUCCAACCUCAGCCAGCACCGCAAGAUCCACGCAGGCGGGCGGCCCUACGCAUGUGCUCAGUGUGGCCGCCGUUUCUGCCGCAACUCGCACCUGAUCCAGCACGAGCGCACGCACACGGGUGAGAAGCCUUACACCUGUGCCCUUUGUGGUGCCGCCUUCAGCCAGGGUUCCUCCCUCUUCAAGCACCAGCGUGUGCACACGGGUGAGAAGCCCUUCGCCUGCACACAGUGUGGCCGCGCCUUCAGCCACAGCUCUAACCUCACGCAGCACCAGCUGCUGCACACUGGGGAGCGGCCCUUCCGCUGCGGGGACUGUGGCAAGGCUUUCGCCAAGGGCGCAGUGUUGCUCAGCCACCGCCGCAUCCACACGGGUGAGAAGCCCUUUGUGUGCGCACACUGUGGCCGUGCCUUCCGCGAGCGCCCGGCCCUGUUCCACCACCAGAGGAUCCACACGGGAGAGAAGCCCGUGCGGCGACCUCGGCGUGGGGCGGGCCUGUGCCCCCAGGCCAGGCCUUCUUCAGGAGCACCGUCAGAGGGCACGCUGGGCAGAGUAGCUGGGCCCACUCCCACCUCAGGCCCACCAGCAGUUUCGAAGCCUGCUGACGCCUGAGCUCACAGCUGCAGCCUCCCCCAGGCUGUGGGAAAAUGCCCUUGUGCCCUGCACAUUCUGGAGAAGCCCUGUGCGUGCCCUGUGGUGCCGUCUGCACAUGGUGACGAUAUUUGCCAUUUCAGCACCAGCUCACUCCAACUCUAAGAGAUCUGACUACAGAAAGAUCGGGGGCAUGGACGUCGAGGCUGGGACUUUGGUGGGCAGAGACUGGGCAAUCAGAGUGCCGCUUCAUGCCUGUUAUGACUGUGAGCACUCAGGUGAGGAGGGGAAUGCUGGAAUGUUGGGGAGGCAGUCCUAGAAAUUUCUGACGCCCGCGCACAUACUGGCCAACAGGCUGGCCCUCAGGAUAUUCUCUCAAGACCUCAGUUCAUCAGAGGCUUCUGGGAGCAGGCCCAGUGGAUAGGAAGUCAGGUUGGGGUCUGGUGUUGGCCUUGGGCUCUGAGCCUCAGUUUCCACCUCUGGGGAAAAGAAAGGAAGAGAGAGGGAGAGAGAUUCAGGCUACAGAGGGUAUUUGCAGCACCGUGACAAGCAGGAUCUCGAUAAGGGCCAACAUGUGCCAACUGCCAGCCCUGUGAGAUGGCUACUAUGGCUGGUAUCCCCACUUCUCAGUUGAGGAAACUGAGGCAGAGAGUGGGAGUGUGCUGCUGCACAGAGCAGAGCCCAGGACUUAAAUCCAGGUCACAGGCCCAGCUCAUCUCUCUGCCCCCAUGCUCUGGCACUCGUGCUCUAGUCUGCCAGUGUGAAGGCUGGGCGAUGCCAGGCCUGGCUUCCUGCACAUGGCAGUCCCACAGGACGUGGAGGAAGUAGAGGUGGAGGUCCCUGGGGUGGGAGGAGGGAGACAAACAUCAAUGUGUUCAUUCAGGUUUCACCCAAGCCUCAGCCCUGGCCAUGCCCUGUUGUUACCAAAGUCACCAUUACAGGGGUGUUUAUAUCCCCACUGCCCUGGUGAGAGGUGACCACGAUAACAGGUUGGAGGAGACCAGAUGAGACUACUUGUUUCUGCAGGGUCAGUGGGCAGGUGCCCACCUGUUCUCUUCCCUCAGUUGGAAAGAGGAUUUGCUGUUACCUAAGGCCACGUGUGUGUGAUGCCCUCCCAUCAUGGGACACCUCCACGUGGCUGGGACACGUGGUGGACUGGGGCCCAGGUUUCUCCCUGUGGCCCUCAGCAGAGCAGGCCCUGUCUUGACCUCACGCCUCACCCCUAGGGAUGUUAGUGGUCUCUUUUCUUGGGAACAAAAAAGAAAAGACCAAAAAUUAUAAGUUGGAGUGGAUAUACAUUGUGUAAAUCCCUGCACAGCACUGUGGAAAUCCACAACCUCAGUCUCUCCUCCAAGCCUCUAGUCAUGGUUCAGACAGCUUUAACAACACAGUCUAGAGAGGCUUCCUGAUAAAAAUUUAUUUGUCAAACAUGUGAGGUGUAACA
Molecule: messenger RNA, 3840 nt
Organism: Herpailurus yagouaroundi (jaguarundi)
Lineage: Eukaryota; Metazoa; Chordata; Mammalia; Carnivora; Felidae
Gene: ZNF324
Product: zinc finger protein 324
Exons: 4
Coding region: 702-2417 (571 amino acids)
Biological process (GO): regulation of transcription by RNA polymerase II
Molecular function (GO): DNA-binding transcription factor activity, RNA polymerase II-specific; RNA polymerase II cis-regulatory region sequence-specific DNA binding
Source: RefSeq, a predicted model, not a curated record